Messenger RNA from Trichosurus vulpecula (common brushtail), 2064 nucleotides. RefSeq names its product cell death inducing DFFA like effector c (gene CIDEC). Gene Ontology annotation, biological process: regulation of apoptotic process; apoptotic process. NCBI's taxonomy places the organism in Eukaryota, Metazoa, Chordata, Mammalia, Diprotodontia, Phalangeridae. The record is from RefSeq and is a predicted model, not a curated record. The coding region runs from base 54 to 809 and encodes 251 amino acids. The transcript has 6 exons.
CUCUAAUCCCGGGUUUCCUGGGCAGUUUGAACACAGCAGGGGGACAGGCGGACAUGGAGUCUGAACCAGUACAGCUGACCAGGAUGGAAUAUGCAAUGAAGUCCCUCAGCCUUCUUUCUCCCAAGUCUCUUUCUAGUUGGGUAGCAGUAAAUACCUUCGUGGUGACACAGCAACUGUUGUCUGAAACGAGUUCCGUGACCAAAGCCCGACCCUACCGCGUGAGCAAUGCCGAUCGGAGUGUUCGGAAGGGGAUCAUGGCUGAUAGUCUUUUAGACCUCAGCCACAAGGUACAAGAAGCUCUGUCUGUGGUAGACACCUUUUCCCUGGCUCUAGAAGAAGAUGGUACUAUCAUAGAAACAGAGGAAUAUUUCCAGACACUGAAUGAAAACACAGUUCUCAUGGUCCUAGAGAAGGGGCAGAAAUGGCGACCAGAAUCCAACCAGGGGUCUGGAUAUCAGCUCUCACUCUCUCAAAAGCCCUCUCAGAGGAUGGAUGUGGCCUCUGUGACCUUUGACUUAUACAAAGCAAGGCCGGAUGACUUCAUUGGCUGCCUGAAUGUAAAAGCAACACUGUAUGGCAACUAUACACUGUCCUAUGAUCUGCACUGCUAUGCAGCCAAGCGCAUCAUGAAGGAAGCUCUCCGAUAUGCACUCUUCAGCAUGCAGGCCACUGGUCAUGUCCUUCUGGGGACGUCCAGCUUGAUGCUACGUCUCCUUGAAGACACAGAGAAGCCACAGUCCCUGGAGGGGGGCAUACUACCUCUCCCAACAAACCUCAUAAUCCCUUCCCUUAUGAAAGUGCUACAGUGAAGCCUCAGGCCCAACAUUGAACUGCAGAGACCCAGAGUGCUUAUGACUGCCUGGGAGUAUUUUCACCAGGAUUUCUGCCAGUCUUCUAUCAAGUCUUUCCACCCUCCCGCCAUUAUACCACAAAGUCAGAGGAAGAAUAGAAGCAAUGGAUGUAGACUGAAGGGGAAGCUGUGGACUUUCUUGUUCCCUUUUCCCCCAUCUCUGCCCCCAAAGAGUCUGGCCAACCCCUUACCUGCUCAGAGUGACCUAUGCUGUAAGUCAUAGAACUCUGGGAUCCAUGAUCACUGUAACACAUGUCCCUGAAGAUGCAUUUCCCUAUUCUUGCCUCACUCCAGCAUCGCCUUGUGUUGUUAUAAAUUAUACCCACUAUGGUGGGAUACAUUUGUAAUAUGUAAAUUAUGGAAAUUAUGGCUUCCUUGUCUCUUUUUCUUACCAACUCUGUGCCUGUGUAUGGAUCUACAGGAUUGGGUGACUAUGUGAGCAGAGACCCAUAGGCUGUGAAUUCGACAGCUCCAACAAAUUGGAACCACUCCCUGCAGCCACUGGAAUGAGAGCUUUUGGAAUUUGAGGAGUUUGAAAAAGAGGAGACUGGAUCAUCCUCUUCCCAUUUCAAUUCCUUCAUGUGGUGGCAAAUGCUUAUGCAAUGUGUACUUAGGUGUUAAGCUAAGCAACCUCAUUAGGAAUGGGGGAAAAGAGGAGCCCACCCACAAAACAAGUGUUUCAAAGCAAGUUCAUGAAAGUUCUUUGUGGCUAGAUGGAGAAAGGAGUAGGAUGCUAUGGGGCUCAUCAUCUGUGUCCAGAUUGGGGUGACAGUGUGACUGCUCUCCAGGUUGAGGUGGUAUGAAGGUAUCAAGGAAAGCGCCCCAGACUUGUAUGAACUGAUGCAGAGUGAAUUGAGCAGAAUCAGGAGAACAAUUGAUACAAUAACAGUAAUAUUUAAAAAAGAAACAAAUUUGAAAAAUUUGGGAACUCUGAUCAACACAAUGACCAACCACAAUUCCAGAACACUCAAGGUGAAUCAUGCUGCUCACGUCUGGGUAGGGAGCAGUGGACUUAGGAUGCAGACUGAGACAUAUAUACAUUUUUCUUUUUGAGCAUGGCCAAUGCAUGAAUUUAUUUUCUUUGGUUCUACACAUAUUUGUGGCAGAUCUUGUUUUUCUUGUUUUCUUCUUUGGAAUGGAGGUGGGAGGGAGAGGAUGCAGAUCUGAAAAUAAAAUAAAAUUUAGAGUUUUGUUUAAAUACUUGGCAUAAAAAA